GUUGACAGCACAUCCAUACAACAUAUAAUCUCUAACAGUGAUGUCAUCAGCCCAGGAACUCCGGUUGUCUACCAGCUUAGAACAAGAAAAGAGACUGUUGAGACCCUGACCAGAGUGACCUUUGGUAAGAAAAAACAGAGCAAGCCAAACAAAACCAUCCUGCUUGUUGGAGAAACAGGAGCAGGGAAAUCUACUCUGAUCAAUGCUCUGGUCAACUACGCCAUGGGGGUGACAUUUGAGGACAAAGCCUGGUUUCAGAUCGUAGAAGAUGAGAAUAGAAGUCAGACAGAAAGCCAGACAUCGGAUGUGAUCGUCUAUCAGAUCUUUGGUUUUGAAGGUAAAACUCUGCCGUUCUCUCUGACCAUCAUCGAUACGCCUGGAUAUGGAGACACCAGAGGGAUUGAACGUGAUGUCAUUGUCAGUGAAAGAUUAUUUGAAUUGUUUCGAUCAGAACAUGGCAUACAAGAACUUCAUGCGGUGGGUCUGGUGGUGAAGUCGAGCGUGAAUCGUCUGAGUGACCGACUGAAGUACAUCUUUGAUUCAGGGAUGUCUCUAUUUGGAAAAGACAUCGAGAAAAACAUUGUAGCUCUGGUCACUCACUCCAAUGGAAGAAAACCAAAUGACUUGCUUGGGGCUCUCAAUGCUGCCAAGAUUAAAUGUGCCAAAGAUGAGAAGGAAAAACCUGUUUACUUCCUUUUCAAUAACUGCCAACACGAAGAACGAAUAGAGGAAGAGCAUCAUAAAAAUGCUGAUACAAUAACAAUGAGAGGACUGAAUGGCUUUACUGCCUUUCUGGAAAAAACUGCACCUCGAAAACUAGACAUGACCUUGGAUGUUCUCAAUGAACGGAUCAGACUGUCUGCCUGCAUCCAAAACCUGCAGGAAAGAAUCCGUCUGUCUGAGCUGAAAGAGGCAGAAAUUACACAGAUUAAAGAAGCUCUGAAGAACCACGAAGAAAAGAAGGAGAAGAACGAGAAGUUUGCUGUAGAAGUUCAUGAAGCAUACAAAGAAAAAGAAGCCAUUGGAGGAGAGAUGUGGUUGAUGACUCUGAUUAAAGGAGCAGUCUGCUGCACUGUCUGUGAGGAAAACUGUCACUAUUCUGGGUGUACUAAACUCCCCAAAGACUGCGAGGUGAUGAAAGAUGGCCGCUGCACUGUUUGCUCUUCAAAAUGUCCCGUAUCUGUUCAUGUGAAAGGAAAGUGGAGAUAUGUGACAAGAACAAGGAAAGUUCAGAGGAAUAUGGAAGACAUAAGGAAAAGAUCAAAAAUACAAAGACGUUUGAGCUUUUUAGAAAGUUUUAAGGGUGAGAUCACAAAUCUGAAAGCAGAGAAAUCUAAUUUGCUUGAAGAGUGCUUCCAACAUGUUGUCAAUCUGGAGCAGAUUGCUCUUAAAGUUAAUUCUGUGUCCACAUUUGUCCACUUGGACUUCUUGAUUGAUAAGAUGAAAGAAAAUGGAGAAACAAAGAAGGCCCAAAAGCUAGAGGAAAUAAAGAAAAAGGGAGAUGAA
Poecilia latipinna (sailfin molly) is the source of this 1506-nucleotide messenger RNA. RefSeq lists its product as uncharacterized. The record is from RefSeq and is a predicted model, not a curated record. The annotation marks the transcript as partial. Gene Ontology annotation, molecular function: GTP binding. NCBI's taxonomy places the organism in Eukaryota, Metazoa, Chordata, Actinopteri, Cyprinodontiformes, Poeciliidae. The transcript has a single exon.